UUGACAGUUCCCUUUCAAUUUUUCAUGAGCUCGCUCAUGCUCAUUUUAAUUCAAAAAUUUCCUUUUGUGGUGCAACAAGACUUACAAUUAGUUUUGUGCGUGUUCUCAGUGAUCGCGGUUUUAAUUCUGGUUUCUUCUCGUUGUUCUGAGUAAAACUUUCAUCCCAGUGCCUUGGACUGUACUUUCAGUGUAUGUUUUUAUUUGUUUCGUUUCCCAAAACAGCUGACCGAGUUGGCGAAAGCUUUCGAUUCGUGAUAAACCAUGCACCCAAGGGAACCUGAUCAAUAACUUGUGAUAAAGCCGCAGUGCCAAAUAAUUAUUUUUAAGCGUAAAGAUGGACCCCAAGUACUUCGAUAUAGAGAGGGAGCAGAACCCAAGAGAGAAGGCUAACAUCUUCUCACAAUUCUCAUUUUGGUACACCCGCCCAAUAUUCGUGAAAGGCAGAAAAGGACAACUGAGCAUAUCAGACGUAUACAGAUGUUCCCCAGAACACAGGGCAGCCCCUCGCGGGGACGUCAUGGGGCAGAAAUGGAAGGAGGAAUUACAAAAGCAAGGCAAAGGCAAGAAACCCUCGUUAAUCCGGACCAUACUGCGGAUCCAUGGGCUCCGAUUUAUUAUAGGGAACCUUAUUUUGGCGGUAUUCGAAACUAGUUUUAAGUUAAUCAUACCAAUGUGCCUUGAAGGCUUGAUAAACUACUUCUCACCGUCCGCGCCUGCUGUGAGCAAAACACACGCGUAUUUAUACGCUUUGGGGGUAGUCGGCCUUAUGGCCAUAAACGCCACUCUUUUACAUCCAUGGCUAUUGUGGCUCUUAGAAAUGGCGAUAAAAAUACGAGUCGGGUGCUGCUCAUUGAUUUAUAGAAAGUUACUUCGCCUCGAUUUAACCGCCGGUGGUAAAGCGUCCGAAGGCUUAGCGGGCCACGUGGUUAAUUUACUAACCACCGACGCUCAGAGGUUCGAUAUGGCCGCCCUAUUCAUGAUGGACCUCGUCAGGUCGCCUCUGGAGAGCGUGAUCAUCAUAUACUUGAUGUACAGGCAAAUUGGAGUCGCUGCUUUUAUAGGAGUGGCGUUUUUGCUGAUGUUCAUCCCUUUCCAAGGCUAUCUAGGCAAGAUCUCAAGCAGGCUCCGCAGAAAAACGGCCGUCCGGACCGACAACCGAAUCCGGAUGAUGGGCGAAGUGAUUCAGAGCAUCGAAGCCAUCAAAAUGUACGCGUGGGAGAACGCUUUUGCUAGGAUCAUUGGAUUUGCUAGAAAGAAAGAAAUGAACAUAAUCAAAAAGAUGUCAUGGCUGCGGGCGGUCAUGAUAUCGUGCGUCAAAUUAAACACAAAAGUGGCCAUUUUCCUCAGCGUCAUAUCCUUCAUCUCAUUCAAGAACGAACUGACAGCUGCCAAAGUGUAUGUCAUAUUCUGCUACUACGAAAUGCUGAGGUUCAACUUGGUAGACUUUCUGCCGCUUGCAAUAACGUUCACUUUGGAAGCGUACGUCAGUGUUAAGAGAAUGCAAGAGUUUUUGUUGCUCCCUGAGGUCAAUAACCAAGAUGGCGUGGAUCUGGUGACGAUUGAUGACGUCAAAGUUCCAACCACUAAUGGAGUAUUCGAGAAGUUGAUUGGGAAUGGCCAACAGGCAUACAUUAAGUCGGAAAAUAACCUUCAGCAACUGAAGCCCCAAGAUCUGAUAACGAUGAGCAACUACACAGCGCACUGGAAGAAUGUCGACGACGAAUCGUUGGAUGGGAAAGUGGCUGCUCUAUCUGAUAUAAACUUAACGAUAAAACCAGAAACCCUAACAGUAGUGGUGGGCACAGUAGGUUCUGGCAAGUCCACGCUAUUGCAAGCAAUGCUGCGGGAACUGACGCCCACUAGUGGGCAGCUGACUGUAAACGGGAUCAUAGCGUACGCUGCGCAAGACCCGUGGCUGUUUGAAGCUUCGGUGCGUCAAAACAUCCUGUUCGGGCAAGAUAUGAACAUGCAGAGAUACAAACAAGUGAUCAAGUGCUGCCAACUGAAGAGUGACUUGGAGAUAUUACCGCACGGGGACAAGACUGUGGUCGGCGAGAGAGGCGCAUCGCUGUCUGGCGGCCAAAGGGCAAGGAUAUCGCUCGCGAGGUGUGUGUACCAACACGCGGACGUUUAUUUGCUGGACGAUCCGUUAGCUGCAGUCGAUGCGAAGGUAGCACAAGCGAUCUACGAGGACUGCAUCCGUGGCUUCCUCCGGCACAAAGCCACUGUCCUGGUGACGCACCACGUGCAUUACGCCAGGCACGCGGCCACCGUCGCCGCCAUGAGGAAUGGGAAGAUCGUAGCGCAAGGCACUUACCACGAGCUCCAAAACGGAGUGCCAGAAUUCGAGAAACUUCUAGAAGUGUCCGAGAAGAUUGAAGAAGAAAAACAGAAGAAGAACGCUGUUAACUACGAGAACCAGGAGAGCGUGGAACACAACUACAAGAUCCGCUCGCAAAGAUCUAUGUCAGAAGCUUCACAGCUUUCCUUCAACCUGGACUUGGACAACAACUUGAGCCCCAAAUAUGAAGGUGAAAACCAAAACAAAGGCUCAGUAAGCAAGAGCGUAUACAUGGCGUACAUAAAGAGCGGCGGUUCUGUGGGCUCCAUGGCGUCUCUGCUCAUACUCUUCAUAUUGGCCCAAGUCUUCUACUCCGCCACAGACAUAUGGCUAAAGGAAUGGGUAAAUCUAGAAGAAUCUAACACAGCUGAAAUCAAGAAACAGAACUCCACAAUUGAUGGGGCACCUCCGGUGUCAUAUGUGGACUUAUCACUCAAUCACUUCCACCUAACCCGUGAGCAGUGUGUAUACGUAUACGCCAGCCUGAUUCUCAUAUGUAUAUUCUUCACGUGGAAUAAACUAGUGGUCUUCUACAACACAUGUAUUAAAGCGUCUAUUACACUUCACGAUACGAUGUUCAGAGGCGUGACCAGCGCUCCAAUGUGGUUCUUCCACCACAAUCCUUCUGGGCGUAUCCUCAACAGAUUCUCCAAAGAUAUGGGGCAAGUGGACACCUUGCUGCCUGUCGCUUUGGUCGACACUCUUGGGUUCCUCUUCGAAGUGGUAUCCAUACUAGUGGUGGUGUGCCUGGUGAACUGGUGGCUACUGGCCCCUACAGCAGUUCUGCUGAUCAUGCUGGUAGUACUGAGGAGUCUGUUCUUGAGUACUAGUCGGGAACUGAAGAGAAUAGAGGCUAUUGCUCGCAGCCAGUCGCUUAACCACGCAGCCGCCACUGUCAACGGCUUAACAACGAUCCGGUCGACGCGGGAGCAACAACGCACUCUGGCGAGAGAAUUUGACAAACUGCAGGAUCUACAUUCGUCAUCCUGGGCACUAGUACUGAGUACGGCCAGGGCAUUCGGCUGGUGGAUGGACAUGCUUUGCUGUCUGUUCCUGGCUGCGGUCACGUUUAGCUUCUUCCUACUGGUCUCGCGAGACACGACUGGAGGCAACGUCGGCUUAGCCAUCACCCAAGUGAUAGGCCUGGUUGGCAUGUGUCAGUAUGGCAUCCGACAGACGGCUGAGGUGGAGAACCAGAUGACUUCUGUUGAAAGAAUUUUAGAAUACAAGAACCUACCCCCAGAAACUCCAGUGGAGCCAAAUGAAAAGGCUCUGAAGAUGAAUCACCCGGAUUUGGAUCUCUCAAAAUGGCCGUCCAAAGGUGAAAUAGUCUUCGAAAACGUAUCAUUAGAAUACGAGAAACCGCCAAAGAAGGAAAGCAAAGACAAGGAUUCAGACCCCAUACAAGAGGAACCAAUAUACGCCAUUAAAGGCGUGCACUUCACCGUCAAACCGGCUGAGAAGGUGGCCGUGGUGGGAAGGACUGGCGCUGGGAAGAGCUCGCUUAUUAAUGCUUUGUUCAGGUGAGUCAUUUGCAAUUACAUCCUCGUGCAUCCUCGUGCAUCCUCUUGCAUACCAGAGGAACCAGUGGCCGCCAUCAAGGCGUGCACUUCACCGUCAAACCGGCUGAGAAGGUGGCCGUGGUGGGAAGGACUGGCGCUGGGAAGAGCUCGCUUAUUAAUGCUUUGUUCAGGUGAGUCAUUUGCAAUUACAUCCUCGUGCAUCCUCGUGCAUCCUC
This is a messenger RNA of Ostrinia furnacalis (Asian corn borer), 4079 nucleotides long. RefSeq names its product probable multidrug resistance-associated protein lethal(2)03659. Gene Ontology annotation, cellular component: membrane. The record is from RefSeq and is a predicted model, not a curated record. Gene Ontology annotation, biological process: transmembrane transport. The transcript has 29 exons. Lineage: Eukaryota; Metazoa; Arthropoda; Insecta; Lepidoptera; Crambidae. Bases 335 to 3868 code for a protein of 1177 amino acids. Gene Ontology annotation, molecular function: ABC-type transporter activity; ATP hydrolysis activity; ATP binding.